UAACCGAUACUAUUAUCUCCCUUGCAAAAUGGAUGCCCCCAUGGUAAAAGUGAAAGUUGAGGAAAUCAACGAUGAAAUUGACGUUGAAAGCCAGGAAAGAGAACAUUUCACCAGGAUUUUAAACUCAUUUAGAUCAUAUAGGACAUUUUGUCAGAGACGAGUUACAGAUACAUUGAGAUAUUAUGAGGGGCUUCCAACUCACCACAAACAGCUUAUUCCAAACUUUUUGCAACAUUUGACCCAUGUCCAGUGGUGCAUUUGUGAAAAUUAUGACGUUCUCAAACUUAUCAUACAAGAUGUGGAACAUAUAUUUGAAAAUAAACAAAAUGCGGCCAAUGCAGGAGAAGAUGAGCCCACAUCAAAAGCUACACUACCAAAAAUAUCGGAUAUGGACAAACUGAAAUCCACACUCCGUCAGUUUGUACGAGAUUGGAGCACAGACGGACAGGCGGAAAGAGACGUGUGCUACACCCCAGUUAUCGAGGAAAUUGUGAAACGAUUUCCGCCAGAAUCUUGUGACUCUUCACAAGUGAGUAUCCUGGUACCCGGAGCAGGGCUUGGCCGCCUGGCCUUCGAGUUUGCAAAGCGGGGAUACAACUGCCAGGGAAAUGAAUUCAGCCUUUACAUGCUCUUCUCUUCAAAUUUUGUACUCAACAAAUGCAAAGAAAUCAACAAUUACACCCUCUACCCCUGGGUACACCAGUGGACAAACAACUUGCGAAACGAAGAUCAGGUCCGGGCGAUCACAUUCCCAGAUGUCGACACCUCUGAUCUCCCAGAGAACGCCAGCUUUUCUAUGGCGGCUGGAAACUUUCUUGAAGUGUACGAAGACCCUGCUGUGUUUGACUGCGUGGUCACAGUGUUUUUCAUCGACACUGCUCACAACAUCAUCGCCUACGUGGAGAAAAUCUUCGAGAUCCUCAAGCCUGGAGGAUAUUGGGUCAAUAUGGGGCCAUUGUUGUACCACUAUGCUGAUAUGCCAAAUGAAGUUUCAAUAGAACUUGCCUACGAAGACGUCCGUAGUGUUAUAGAGAAAAUGGGCUUUGUUUUUGAGAUGGAGAAGAAAAACAUUGCUUCAACAUACACUGAGAAUCCUGCUUCCAUGCUCACCCACACAUACAACAGUGUGAUGUUUGUGUGCAGGAAACCAGUCAUGAAGGAGGAAGGCCAGUGAAGAGUUGACAAGGGGAACAACUCUGUACAGGGGUUUGUUGAAUGAUAUGUGGAGACUGGAGAGCAUUAAGGAGAAAUUACUUUGUAGUUAUUUAGGAAAGAGUAGAAUAGAGAAAUAACUGUAAAUUUGUUUUGGGAUAUUUAAAGUUUAGGAAAAGGGUAAUAACAUUUUUAUUGUUGGAGAGAAAACUGACCUCACAAUAAAUAAAUAGUUUGUUUUGGGUUACCCAAUUAAGAUAUUUCUUUUACAACCCUACCUCUUUUAUCCAUAUUGAAAAACAUGAAACAAAGGCUAUUUAAGUUUUAGGGCGGUGGUAUUUUUGUGAGUUGAUUGGGUAGAGCCUUACAAAAUAUUUAUUGGUUGUAGCCUGAUGAAUGUGCUGAAUUUUGCCUUUUAUUAUGACUGGAUUAUGAAACACUGAGCUGAUUGUUCAGAACUAUGUUAUAGGUAACAACUGUUAAUGUCAUCAUUGUUGACUUUCAAUUUGUUACUGCUUUGAAUGUUUAAUUGAUACACUUAUGAUCUGCAGUAUUAUUACCAAGGUUCGAGACAGCCAUUUUAGCCGUACUUGUUUUAUUUAAAUCUAUGUGCACAUCAUCGAAUAUUUCACAUUUAAAAGUUAACAACGAUGUCGUUAAUCACGUUGUUAACUUUAACAAAGUUCUGAACAAUUGGCCCAAUUUUACUGAUAAUAUAUAUAUAUUCAGUUUCUUUAACAUUAGUUUUAUUUGGCACAUUUAAUGAUUUUUAAUAUAUUACAGGGAAUGCUGCGAUUUUUAAGAUUUUCAUUACCGGGCUAUAUACGAUUUGUGAUAGACAUAUGAAUUUUUUUCAAACAUAUAUUCAAAAAUUUUAAGUGGAUAAUUUUAGACUUGAAUAUUGCCAGACUAACAUUCUAGUUAAUCUUCAGUACCUAGUUUCAGAUUUCUGCUUCAUACUUUAUUGGCACUUGUUGGAAAAUGGUUGAAAUAGUUUAUAUUUCUGUGCCAAAUCAUAUAAACAUGCUGAAACAAAACAUGGACAAUUACCCUGACUGAUAGAAGCAAUUUGUUAAUACAAGCUUGUCUCAUUUGUUAUGACAAUAUUUUGCAUUCAUUUUGAAACAUAUUUAUGUGAUGCAUGUCAAAACUUAUCAAAAUACAUAUACAGUAAAAAUGUGAUCGAUGAGGAUGCCAGGGCCCAAGCUAAAACCUUGUUUGAUCCGAUGUUUUGAACGACCCUAAUAUCCAUUUUAGUCAAUAAUGAAAUGUCUUACGAUGUAUAUUGAAAGUUUGAAGUCGUCAUAUCCAGUGUUUACUUUGGUACCGAUUAUGUCCUUGAGGUAAUCAUAAGGUUUUGCACAUGAUUUGUGUAUUUGGGACUGGCUAUAGUGCUCUAGUCCUCAACUUAUUUAGGGUUCAAUCCAUUUUUAUAUGAAAAUAAAAGAAAUAAUGGUUGGGGCUAAGCCUUGACCUUGGCCAAUUGCCAGUUCUCUAACAACCACCUGUUCGAACAAUCACAAUCUUACUGUAUAUAUAUUUUUUUAAGCAAUCGUUCACACUAUUUUAGUAUCGCGGGAAAUUUGAUUGGCAAAAUCUCCUUAUUAUGAAUGGUAGUAGUUGAGAGACCUCUUCUUCCAGUAAAAUUGCAUGUUACUAUUGAAUACUCUUCACCCAUGAAGACUAACCAUAACUUGGGUUGUUAUUCAAUACAGAAAAUAUCGUUCAAAAUGAUUUCAUUGGCUUAGAUUUCAAAUGGGUUCCCAUUCGGCACCAAAGAAACUGACUCAUAUUUAUUAAUGAUUACAAGAUGUUUCUAGCCUAUUGUGCCAGGGUACUCAAUAAAGCAUAAUAUUGCAUCAAGCGUUACAAACAGGAAUAGCAGAAUAACAUUGUUAUCAUGUCAAUAUAUUAACACCUCACCUUCCAUUCCUUAAAUGAACUGCCUUUCGGCAAUUGCAGUAAUCAUCCGAUAAAUGCAAUAUCUUUGGAUAUGUUCAGAUCGCGAAACAUCGAAUCUUGUUAUUGUUUGUAUUGUGUCAGCAGGUCCCAUAAAAAUAAAUCUUUUACAAAGUGUUAAUUUAUGAUAUGUAAAUGUAAUUUUGUCAUUUGUGUUUCAAUUUCACAUUUUAAAGUGAUUUCCAGUGGUUGAUCUUUCCAGUGUUACUGUGAUGUCAUUUGAUAAAAUAUGUCAAGUUACAGUCUGAUCUUUCUAUUUGCAAAAUGGGUGAUGUAAGGUUUUCUUAAUUGAAGUCUUUUUUUAUCAAUUCUUGAGUGUAAUAAUGAACUAUUGAUGUAAAUGUUAAUAAUGAAUUGCGGGAUUGAUGUCAUUAUCGGGGAUAUGAACGCAAUUAGACUUGUCAAAAAAUGCUAUAAUAGGAGUCCUUCGGACACUCCACAGAUUUUAACCAGCCCAACUAUGUUCAUACCCCAAGAAUGAUCUCAAUCUCGCAAUUCAUUCCUUAAAGCUGACUCUCAUAGAUUUACCGUUUUGACAGCUUUUUUUAAUUUUUUGUCUUGGAGCCAAUUUUUACAUAAAUAUCUGCAAACCAGGGAUAUAAGAUUGCUGAAGAAAUAUCAGAUCGCAGAUUAGUUCCGUUCGAAAAUUGAUGUUUUAUGGCUAAAAGCGUUACUAAUGGUUUAAGGAAAAUGCAUAAAACAUAAUAUUUGAAUAUACAUAAAAAGAAAGCUGUGAUCUGUUUUUUUGUCAACAGUCUUAUAUCACUUUCCAUAUAUUUUCGCAUAAAUUGGCUCGUUCCAAGCCAUAAAAAAGGAAGUUGUCAAAACAUUCAAUCUGUGAGAGUGCAGCUUUUGUUGGCUGCAGCUAUAAUUUGAUAAUUUGUAUCAGUCUCAUUAUACCUUGUUUUGUUUAACAAAUACCUGGUCCAGUAAGUUUAGGAACUGUGUCAACAUUCGAUAAAUCUAGAUUUUACUAUCGGCGUAUCUUCCCAUGAUGCAUUGCCAUCAAUUGCCUGUUAAAGGGACUAGACACCAGAUUUAAAGUCCCAAAAUCGUCCCAAAAUCAGCAAAUACAGUAUUUCCUCAAUGCAAGCCUGAAAUUAUCAAUACGAACUAGUAUGAGGCCCAAAAUACAUCAUUUUACGUGAUUAAAAUAACAUUUUAUCGCUGUCUCAGCUGAGUUUAACUGUCUAAAAACAAAAGCAUACUUGUUUCCUAGUCUAUAGUUUGUAUAUUUAGCAUGUCAAGGUCCCGUGAUUUAUACAAAUGCAUUAUUAUUAUAACAUAUAGCAGCACUAUUCUUAAAUAACUGGGGUUAAUGUGGUAGACAAACCCAGUAAAUUUCACAUUGGAAAAAUAUGCAAGAACUGUUAACCCGCAGGGCCAGGUGACCGCGGUGGUUUUUUCAUAGCGCCACAUUUUUGCAAAGAUUGGGCCUUAUGUAGAGUCUAUGGGGUGCGGGGGCACUUGGCUGGGGUUUAACCAUCAGUUUGUUCCCGCAGGGAUUUUACCCAGGGUUGGCUGGACCGAAAGUCAAAGUCCCGGCUAUUCCCCGGACCUGGGGGGGCAGUGGUUACAAUUGACUGGUGCAUAAGGAUACAUGUGUCGUAAGCAAUGGCAAGUAAUAUUCAAUUUGUUGUACACAAAGACAUCAUUUUAAUGUAAGUUUUUGACAAAGUUCCUUUUUUCUUGCAAUGAUAUCAUCUGGUGUCUAGUCCCUUUAAUGACUUAUGCCUUUAGUGCCAUGUGCUUUGUCAUUCGUAUUUGAUAGCAUGCUUUUUAUUAUUCCAUGUUCUUUAAACCCAUCAUGGAAGUAAAAAGUGAAAUUGUUUUGAUAUCCGAUAUAAAAUUAAUAUGUUUAUUGUCAGCAGAUAUUGUUUUUCUGAUACUUUUUCUCCUUUGGGGAAAACUUAAGGUUGUUUCUUGCAUGGAAAGGACUUAUAUAAGUAUCAAGACUAAAUAACAAUGGUUUUAAGUGAGAAAUUGAUAAUGAAGCACACUUACUACACUAAAAAAGAUGAAUAUCCUGACCGUAUGCAUGACAUUGUGUACAUUAAUCUUAGGUAAAAGUAUAGCUACAGUAACGUGUGUUAGGAGAAUAUUUUAAACAUUCAUUUCCCUGUAUGUUCCCCUUAACAUAUUGAGCCGACUGUUCAGAACUUUUUUAAAGUUAACAACAUGAUUAUUGACAUCGUUGGUAACAACAAUGAAGUUAACAACAUGAUUAUUGACAUCGUUGGUAACAACAAUGAAGUUAACAACAUUGUUUACUUUAACAAAGUUCUGAAAAACAGGCACAAUAGAUGCCUUUACAUGGAAUAGAGUUGCUAAAAAAAACCUGUCAAAGACUCUGAAGCAGCUGUUUAUUUGGACUAAGUAAAAAGGCAGACAUAGUUAUUUAUUAUGAAGCUAAUGUUAGCAUUUCUUGUAUCAUCUUAUAAUGAAGCUAAUGUUAGCAUUUCUUGUAUCAUCUUAUAAUGUAGCUAAUGUUAGCAUUUCUUGUAUCAUCUUAUAAUGUAGCUAAUGUUAACAUUUCUUGUAUCAUCUUAUAAUGUAGUUAAUGUUAGCAUUUCUUGUAUCAUCUUUAUUUCUGUACUUAUAAACUUGUUAAGAUAUGCUCAGAAAAAUAUAUGUAAAGAAAACAAUAAUAUCCCAACAAUAAUAUCCAAACUAUGUAUGACGUUGGUUUUAAAAAGCAAAUAAAUGUGAUAGACUUGCAACUUUCUUGUGAUUUAUUAUGCCCCUAUUUGAAGAAGAG
Molecule: messenger RNA, 5869 nt
Organism: Mya arenaria
Lineage: Eukaryota; Metazoa; Mollusca; Bivalvia; Myida; Myidae
Product: carnosine N-methyltransferase-like
Exons: 9
Coding region: 29-1174 (381 amino acids)
Molecular function (GO): S-adenosylmethionine-dependent methyltransferase activity
Source: RefSeq, a predicted model, not a curated record